CUUUUCGGGUUUUAGGGUUCUUCGAUGCCGGGAUGGAGGGCGCACUGCCCGGGGCGAUUCCGUGGCCUGCGCCGUGGAAGCUUUGUAUCGCUGGCUGGAGCAAUCAACCGGCGAUCGACGAAUGCGCUCCAUUUUCAUCGAUUUUGCGUCAGAUGCCUGUGGACACACAACGAGGAGGGCGAUUGGAAGCCCACGCGAUUGAAAUGGAGGAUUGUGGUUUCGUAUGACGGCACUCGUUUCUCUGGGUGGCAGUACCAGCCGGAUUUUCCAACCGUCCAAGGAUUGAUCGAGGAUGCACUGACAAAGCUAACGCGUUACACCCGAGAAGAGCUCCUCAUGGCGGCCGCAAGUAGGACGGAUGCUGGAGUUCACGCUCUGGGCCAGGUCGCGCAUUUCCAUUCUCCUGCUUGUAUCGGCGACUUGAGCCGGAUCCAUCGGGGCCUAAACGGCACGCUUCCUCACGAGAUUCGUGUUCGUGAAAUCUCUCCAGCGAAAUCUAGCUUUCACGCCCAGGCUUGUGCUCGGACAAAGAGGUACCAGUACAAACUUUUUGUGGCUCCGGUCAUGGAUCCACUCUUGCGCUUGUACGCUUACCACGUACCUGAGAGGCUCGACGUUGCUGCUAUGGCGGAAGCUUGCGGCUACUUCGUUGGGAAGCACGACUUCUCGACGUUUAGCAACUCAUCGACGCUCCGGCCCCUGCAAAAUCCCGUUCGAGAGAUCUUGCGUUUCGAUCUGCUGGAGCAGGGUCCAGUUCUUUGCUUCGAAAUCGAAGGCACGGGAUUCUUCCACAAGCAAAUAAGAAACAUGGUGGGAUUGAUCGUUGCGAUCGGCAAAGGAGAGCACGAGGCUCGAGUGAUUCCAGAGCUCUUGGCUAUGAAAGAUCGCCAAAAACUAGCUAGAGUUUCUAUCACUGCUCCCUCCCGAGGACUCACGCUUGUCUCCGUCCACUACGACCAAAGCGAUCUUGACUUGCCGGAAAAUCUACUGUGUAGAAAGUAAAACGAAGAAUAUGCUUCGAAUUUUUUAAAGUUCUUGACAAGAAAUCCCGGAGCUUGCAUCACUCCCGCGCUCGGCAUGCAAGGCGCCAUUGAAGAGCGCCAGCAUCGCAACCCAAUUCACCCCUUCUCGAUGCAGCCAUGAAGUAGCGUCUGGCUGGAAGGUUGUUGGGGCU
This is a messenger RNA of Selaginella moellendorffii, 1174 nucleotides long. RefSeq names its product tRNA pseudouridine synthase A 1. The record is from RefSeq and is a predicted model, not a curated record. The transcript is spliced from 6 exons. Gene Ontology annotation, biological process: tRNA pseudouridine synthesis. Gene Ontology annotation, molecular function: pseudouridine synthase activity; RNA binding. Bases 25 to 1002 code for a protein of 325 amino acids. NCBI's taxonomy places the organism in Eukaryota, Viridiplantae, Streptophyta, Lycopodiopsida, Selaginellales, Selaginellaceae.